CACCAACUACCCCACCGCGCUCUCUCUCUCUCUCUCUCUCUGCUUCUGCCAGAUUACAAUAGUGAGAGACAGAGAAGCAUACAGAUCACACGGGAUAAAUCUACACCAACAUGAUACACUCUGUUACUUUAGUACUUUUAUCCAUUCUUUUCAUCCAAACCCACUUCCCAAUCACCGAUGCCAUCGCUGAGAUCGACGCGAUGCUGGCCCGGAACAGCCUCAUCGGAGAAGAUGAAGAGCUAAUGCCUUCGGAGAUCAGCCGGAGAGUUCUUAUGGCUCAGAAGCGGUACAUCGGGUACGAAACCCUAAGGAGGGACAUGGUUCCUUGUCAGAAACCAGGCGCCUCGUACUACGAUUGCCGAUCCGGACAAGCUAAUUCUUACGGCAGAGGCUGUGAGACCAUUACAAGGUGUGCCAGAGACACAAGUGACAUCACCACUUGAUGAAAUUUGGAAGCUUUUUGGUGUUUGUGUUGAAAAUUAAGAGGCAAAAGUAAAUGAUUUCUAUUAAGCUUUUGUACUGUUCUUGUUAUGUGUGUGUUUGAGUCUUUGACAUUAUAAUUCUAGUGUAUGUAAUCCUGCAACUGUUUGGUUAUCAAUGCUCAAUUAUUCGGAUCUAUGUUAUAUGAAGUUUUCAUGACAUUAGGUGUUUGUUUGUUGGGUGCUUAUGGCCAAAGUUAGAAGCUUUUC
Eruca vesicaria subsp. sativa (arugula) is the source of this 689-nucleotide messenger RNA. The record is from the annotation of a GenBank genome assembly. NCBI's taxonomy places the organism in Eukaryota, Viridiplantae, Streptophyta, Magnoliopsida, Brassicales, Brassicaceae.